This is a messenger RNA of Adelges cooleyi (spruce gall adelgid), 1222 nucleotides long. Its product is annotated as cathepsin B-like cysteine proteinase 4. Bases 50 to 1075 code for a protein of 341 amino acids. The record is from RefSeq and is a predicted model, not a curated record. The transcript has 6 exons. Gene Ontology annotation, molecular function: cysteine-type endopeptidase activity. Gene Ontology annotation, cellular component: lysosome. NCBI's taxonomy places the organism in Eukaryota, Metazoa, Arthropoda, Insecta, Hemiptera, Adelgidae.
AAAGCAGUUAAGUUAGUAUUGUUUUUUCCAAGUUCGCACAUACUUUGCUAUGUCUCCUCAUUCGAAAUUUGCUACCCUGGUUUUUUUCUUAAGCUUUUGUAUGAUAUGUUGUGCACAUUUUCAGCCACAUCACAUUGUCGAACACGUAAAUCAUUUGGAUGUACCAUGGACGGCUGACAUCCACGAUUUUGAUUGGACCAGUUUAGACAAAUUUGUUGGAACACGAGGUCAUCUACAACAAUUGGAUAGGAAAUCGGCAUUUUCAGAAUUAUGUAAAAAAGAGGAAUACAAAAAUGGAGAUGAAGGCAGAAAUAAUGAAUACGAAGAUUUUGAUGCAAGAAAUCAUUGGUUUGAAUGUGAAUCCAUUUCUCAUAUAUGGAACCAAGGAAAUUGCGCCGCGGAUUGGGCCAUAGCGGUAACUUCAGCUAUUAACGAUCGGAUUUGCAUCGCGUCUAAAACGAAAAUAAAAGCUCUUUACUCGCCACAAAAGCUACUGUCAUGUUGUCAUAAUUGCGGGGAUGGAUGUAAAGGAGGCUACUCCUAUAGUGCAUGGCAAUACUGGACAAAACGAGGAAUUGUGACGGGUGGCGAAUUUGGAAGCUCGGAAGGCUGUCAACCAUGGAAAAUAGAGCCUUGUGAUCAUAAUCAAACUAAUCAAACUUCUAUUUGUGGCAAGUUUUUAUCUGAGACUCCUCAAUGUGAUUUGCAUUGCUCUAAUAAAAACUACACAAUACCAUUCAAUCAGGAUAUUGUUAAAGGCAAACGUGUCAGAAAAUCAUGUUCAUGUCAAGUGAGACGUGAAAUUAGAAGGCGAGGCCCUGUGACAGCUACGAUGCGAGUAUAUGAAGAUUUUCUAACAUACAAAAAAGGAAUUUAUCAGCAUGUUACUGGAAAGUACGUAGGAUUGUUAACAGUGAAAAUAAUCGGUUGGGGCAUCUAUAGAGGUGUUCCAUACUGGCUGGCAGCCAACUCUUGGGGAACGUCUUGGGGAGAAAACGGAUUUUUUAAAAUUAUACGAAAUGAAAACGAAUGUUUAAUUGAAGACUAUUUGACAUUCGGAAAAGUAAUAUUAUGAUUUCACACAGGCGGAACAUUUUAAUCAAAUAUAAUCACAAACCUACUGUAUUAAGUAUAAAUAAUAAAAUGUAUUGUUAUCAUGAUGAUCAUGCUUUGUAAUAUUAGUAGGUAUAUUAAAAACUAAUAAAUUUAUUACUAAACAAAA